CACAUCAUGCCAUCCAUAUCUCAACCCACAUUCACCCCAUCUACAUAUACUAACCCCCAGCUCAUCUCACACACCAACCAACCAUGUGCCGCACAACCCUCACCAGCUAUACUUUCUGCAAGCACACCACCUCCACCCUGAACCCAUGCCCCCACCCCUCCCCCACCUGCCCAGACCAACACACCCCAGACGUACUCCAAGCCCCAAAGUGGUGCCCAACAUGCGACCCCUGGAAGGGUUUCGAUGCCCCCUCCCCUGCUCCCGCGCCGCUCGCAGCACCGAAAAUACCUCGUCGUGAUGGGGAGCCGCCGCCGUCUGUGCUGUAUUGGGGGAGGGUGAGUCUGUAUGAUGUUCAGCGUAGGGAGAAGAUUAAGAGGGGGUUGUUGGGGUGUGCGGUUGGGGGGAGGGUGGUGGGGAGGGAGUGGGGUGGUGGGGAGGAGGGGGAGGAGGAAGAGGAGGAAGAGGUGAGUGAUGAUGGCGAGGGGGAGGAGGAUGUACAAGAGGGGUGGAGUAGACCGAAGUGGGAGCGGGGUGAGUUUUGGCGGGCUAGGGGGUCGCUGAGGGGGAGGGGAGGGAGGGAGGGGUUGAAGUAUUAUCAGGGACGGGGGGUCGAGGGUGCUGGGGAUGCUGAUGCGGUGGUGGAGGGACCUGUGGAAGCGCAGGUAGAAGUACCGGUUGAAAUACGAGUGGAGGUACCAGAGGAAGUGCCAGUCGAGAUACUAGAGGAAGUACCACCAGCCGAAAUACCGCCAGUCGACAUACCACCAGUCGAAGUACCUGUCGAAAUACCAGUCGAAAUGGUAUAUGAACAGGAAGAACAAAUUGAAAAGGAGGGAGAGGGGCCUUGAUUGUAUUGGGGCUGUGAGAGGUAGAACACAGAUGGAAUGCCAGCAGAUCAUGUUGUUAUGGCAAGGAUUGGAUCAUAGUUGUUUACUUUGAGUAUAUGGCUGCAUGACGCGUUAUGAUAUCUGAAAGGCCCACGGACCGUUGAAAAAAUACUGCGAGAAAGACGUACACCCUGUCAAACCAAAAAGAGAUGACUAUCAAACUCAAAAGAGUGUAGGCCUGAAAUGGGAAGCCUCGAUAUGCCUUCUGUUGGUUACCUCGACCAACUUGCUAAGCGUCAGUAAGAAGGGGGUUGC
This is a messenger RNA of Dothidotthia symphoricarpi CBS 119687, 1142 nucleotides long. RefSeq lists its product as uncharacterized. The coding region runs from base 84 to 848 and encodes 254 amino acids. The transcript has a single exon. NCBI's taxonomy places the organism in Eukaryota, Fungi, Ascomycota, Dothideomycetes, Pleosporales, Dothidotthiaceae. The record is from RefSeq and is a predicted model, not a curated record.